CGCCCGCAACGCCCUUGCGCGCCGGCUCGGAGUUAUUUCUAGCCAGGCGGCAGAACUGCGGUCUGCUGCUGCAGGCUCUCGGGCCAACGCCACUCCAAAACGAACUGGGCCGCCAUCCUCUCGCCAUGGGCUCCUGGCCGCGCGGGGCGCUGAGCCUGCUGCUUCUGCUGCUAGCGCCACCCAGCCGCCCAACCGCUGGCUGCCCCGCGCCCUGCAGCUGCUCGGGGACGCUCGUGGACUGUGGGCGCCGUGGGCUGACCUGGGCCUCGCUGCCGGCCGCCUUCCCCUCCGACACCACCGAACUGGUGCUGACCGGCAACAACCUGACGGCGCUGCCUCCCGGGCUUCUGGAUGCUCUGCCGGCGCUGCACACGGCGCACCUGGGCGCCAACCCCUGGCGCUGCGACUGCCGCUUGUUGCCGCUGCGCGCCUGGCUGGCCGGCCGCCCGGAGCGCGCGCCCUACCGCGACCUGCGCUGCGUCGCGCCCCCGGCGCUGAGCGGCCGCUUGCUCCCCUACGUGGCGGAGGAAGAGCUGCGGGCCGCCUGCGCGCCCGGCCUGCUCUGCUGGGGAGCUCUGGUGGCGCAGCUCGCGCUGCUGGUCCUCGGGCUCCUCCACGCGCUGCUGCUGGCGCUCCUGCUGGGUCGCCUGCGGAGGCUGCGCACGCACGCGCGCGCGCGCGCCAUCCGCGAGUUGUCGCUCACAGCCCCGCUGGUGGCCGAGCGGGUCGGAAGCGGUGCCUCCUAAGAAAGGACAGGCGCUGGACGACAACGGCCUGCAAACUUCCCAGGUCCCUGUAGGCGUACCCUCGCCUUCACCUGGAUUGACCUUGGCCUCUGCCCUUUCCCAGUCUCCCAGACCCGAGCUCAGCAGGUGGUGAAUCCACCGUGGGGUUGGCUAUGUGCUGCCAGCACUUCCAGAGUGAAGACUACCUGAGUCUUCAGAGCCUAGGGAGGCAGAGCGGUCCAACUCGACAUUCUGCAGUCUCCACCUGCCAGACUCCCGCACUGAAUAAACCUUUCUCCUCAUCUGGCA
This is a messenger RNA of Meriones unguiculatus (Mongolian gerbil), 1034 nucleotides long. It is a transcript of the gene Gp1bb, whose product is annotated as glycoprotein Ib platelet subunit beta. The transcript has 2 exons. NCBI's taxonomy places the organism in Eukaryota, Metazoa, Chordata, Mammalia, Rodentia, Muridae. The record is from RefSeq and is a predicted model, not a curated record. Bases 126 to 746 code for a protein of 206 amino acids.